GGGCAGAUCCUGUGAUCUGUUUUCCUCUUGUCCCAUCCAUCCAACCGGCUGCAAACAAACCAUCGAUCCUGUGCUUUGUCCAUCUUUUUUCUUCUGUUUCCAACCGCCGCUCACCGACCGAAGCAUCAGCAAUCCCGUCUCUCGCUGCUCAGCCACCGCCCAGAUCAACCAGAUACAAUACUAGACAGAUAAAACUAUUACUGCGACAAGACACACUUUCCCACCAUGGCGACGACCGACGAGAUUGUCAAGCGGCUGCAAGAGUCUCGCCCGCCGGCAACCGACGCCGCCACCUAUCUGACCAUUGUCGAAAAGUCCCUGACCCCGGAGGCGCUGCCGGCGCUGCAGGAGAUCCUAGAGGACGUGGCGCUCACCACCGAGAUUGGCUGGGACCUGGUCGACAUGCUGAUUGAUGUCCCGGGCAGCGAGGAAUGCCUGGAGAGCAUUGCGCGCCUGGGCAAUCCGCGGGAGGUCAUCCUCAAGGUGCUCGAGACAGAGGAGAGCUCCGCAGCCAUAACCACAAAGGGCGAGACAAAGGCCACCAGGAAUUUCGUCACCCUCUGUGGCAUGCUGGGCAUCCUGCUUAAGAGGCUGCAGGUCAAGGCCCCGUCACGCUUCCUCCACACCACGCUCGAGACGGUACAGAGAUGCUACGACGCGACCAGCGCGGCCUCUACCGCGGCCGUCAUCUCGCUGGUCCAGAGCCUUGCGCGCAAGACGCGGCCUCCGCUGCCCUCUCGCAAGUCGAGCGUCAAGCUGGACACGCCGUUCCAGGACAGCGACCCGGCGAAGCAGGCGCCGGACCCCGAGGCGGAGCGCUCAGAUACUCUCAACGAAGACGAGCCGCAGCUCAUUGCCAACCUGCUCCAGUCUUUCAUCACAUGCAUUAUCGAGGCGUAUGUCAACUCCAACGGCGUGGAGUGGGCUUCAAGGAUGCUCGAAUACACGUAUCCGGAGCGCAUUGUGCCCAGGCGGAAGACCAUGAUUCAAACGUUCAAGGAGGUGGUGGAGUUUCAGGCAAGAGACGCCCUUGUAGGGCAGCUUGUGGCUCUUGCCAGUGACCUUGGACUGUCGAAACUGCCCUCUUUCAAGUUGAAGGAGUACCUUGAAGGCCCCGUCCACCGACAACCGCUCUCUAUUGAUUAUGACCCGCAGCAGCCGGAAAAGCUCCAUCUCUCUACAGGCGGUCUGAUAUGCUUGAACGCAUACUGGAUGUUUGCUGCUGAUGUCUUCGAUGCGGACCGUGGCUUUCCAGAUGAACAACUCAUACCGCAAUACAUGCUGCCCGACCACCAGACCCUAUUAACAAACUUCCUUGGCAACGAGCCGCAGGGGCAAAUCCUCGCCAAUCCUGGAACAACCGAGGCCCUGAUUGUCAUGGCCAUCUGGCUCGACGGUCGGAAAGCGAUAUCGAACCCGAAAGGCGCUGGUACUACCGGGGGAUUCAUGCCCUACCACCAUCUCUUGACCCUGAUCUCGGCCUUUCACCCCAACCUUCAGGUUCGCAAUGCGGCAACCGUUGUAGCAGGCUACAUCCUGCACGCCGACCCCGAAGAGGAAGACCGACUGGCCAUUCUGGAAGACAUGCUGGAAAGCUGCAUCUUCCCAACCCUGCAAGCGUGUGCAGUCACCUGGCUUCGAGAAGAGAUCAUCGCCGCGAAGAGAUCCGGCUCGAAAGGUCGCUUCUCCAGCCCGGACUGUCUCGAAACGAUCCAGUAUACCCUGUUUCCCGAUCUGUCGCACCUCAAGCAAGCCGAUGCCUCUUCGUUGCACAAUUUCUGGGCGCAGAGCGCGCCGCUGCAUCUGCAAGUUGCCAACUUCGCGCUGUUCCUGUUCGGCGAGGACUACAAGGCUCUGGCGCCCGUAGGUAUGGCCGCGGCUAUCGAGCAUCGCUACGUCGAGCCGCUGCUACACGCUGCGAGGGCGUUGAAGAAGGCGGUUGCGGACAAGGAAGUUGAGGUCAAUGAGGAGUUCUUAAUGCAGCUUAGUAUUCUGGAGGAUACUCUGAGUCGGAUAUCGCUGCAGUAG
Molecule: messenger RNA, 2028 nt
Organism: Trichoderma reesei QM6a
Lineage: Eukaryota; Fungi; Ascomycota; Sordariomycetes; Hypocreales; Hypocreaceae
Exons: 3
Coding region: 226-2028 (600 amino acids)
Biological process (GO): cellular response to oxidative stress
Cellular component (GO): cytoplasm
Source: RefSeq, a predicted model, not a curated record